AUGUCGAGCUUGAGGAGAUUGCAGACUCUGCUGCGACACACUUCCAAGCUUCACCCAUGGGCUAGGCAGAAUCUACACCAGACCAUGACCAGGUCCUCCUCAAACAGGCUGUUUAGCUCUAGACCUGGUCCAGCUCUCCAGGUCAAUCCAAGGUGUGGUCUUGCAGAUGAUCUGCUUGAUGUGAGGGCCAGUGGAUUACUUCCGGGUCAACUUGUACAGCUUCAGGCAGAAGUGGAGUCAGAAUGCCAAAGAUUCAGGUUUCAGUCAGUGGCCAUGUUUCAAGCCGAUGCCAAAGGUCAAGUCAUAGUCAGUCAACACGCCUCUCUUGGUGGGACCUAUGAAGGUGUGGAGCCUAUGGGCCUGAUCUGGAGCUGUAAACCUGUACCAGAGGUAGCCCAUCUUUACCCGAGACUGAAGAAAGCAGACUCGAGACAGCCACUGAAGUACACCAUAAAGCUUCUAGAUCGUGGUGAGCCUGAAACCACCCUGCUUGCUUCGGAGGUGAUUGAGAGAUGCUAUCUGGCUGACUAUGUUGAAAGGGUGUCUCGGAUCCUCUCCCAGUGGUGGUUGAACUACGAGGCCUUGGUAAUGGCGUCUUGGAAGAUCGUGCAUCUCUGCUUGCGUCCCACGGGUAUGCUGUCCUUGAAAUAG
This is a messenger RNA of Strongylocentrotus purpuratus (purple sea urchin), 651 nucleotides long. Its product is annotated as bile acid-CoA:amino acid N-acyltransferase-like. Gene Ontology annotation, molecular function: fatty acyl-CoA hydrolase activity. The record is from RefSeq and is a predicted model, not a curated record. The transcript has 3 exons. Bases 1 to 651 code for a protein of 216 amino acids. NCBI's taxonomy places the organism in Eukaryota, Metazoa, Echinodermata, Echinoidea, Camarodonta, Strongylocentrotidae. Gene Ontology annotation, biological process: fatty acid metabolic process; acyl-CoA metabolic process.